Molecule: messenger RNA, 834 nt
Organism: Fonsecaea pedrosoi CBS 271.37
Lineage: Eukaryota; Fungi; Ascomycota; Eurotiomycetes; Chaetothyriales; Herpotrichiellaceae
Exons: 1
Coding region: 1-834 (277 amino acids)
Source: RefSeq, a predicted model, not a curated record
AUGAAACAAACAGCAACGUACGACCUCGAACAAAUCCACUCCAUCAUCAACACCAGCACCGUCGUCCACGUCUCGUUCAAUACGCCCGACCCGUCGAAUCCGUUCCCGGUCACAUUGCCCAUGGUCGGGGUGGCGGCGAGCUUCGAACACCCGUCGGCGUCGCUGGGUGAACCGCUCGACAUCUACCUGCACGGCUACGUCAGUUCGCGGCUGAUGAACCUGUCGCGCAAUACCGCCCAAGCCGCGCCGGAUUCGACUUCCCCUCCUGCAUCCACGGCUGGCGGAGAUGGAGGAGGAGAAGGGACGGCGCAAGGCCUGCCCGUGACCAUCUCAGCCACCCUCGUCGACGGCCUCGUUCUGACGCUCACACCCAAUACGCACGACGUCAACUACCGCUCCGCCACCCUCUUCGGGUACGCAAACCUGGUGACGUCGCUCGAGGAGAAGGUCUGGGCCAUGGAGCAAGUCACGAACUCGGUCGUGCGCGACCGCUGGCGCCACACCCGCGUGCCCCCGGACGGCGCCGAGAUGCAGAGCACCAGUAUCCUACGGGUCAAGGUCGUCGGGGGCAGCGGCAAGGUCCGCGUCGGCGGGCCGAGAGACGAGCUGAAGGACUUGAAAAGGGACGAUAUCCGCGACAAGGUCUGGACCGGCGUCAUUCCUGUGUGGGAGUGUUUCGGGGAUCCUAUCGAAUACAGAGGCGUCGUGCAAGGGGAUGGAAAAGAAAACCGUGUCGACAGUGUGCCCGAGCAUGUGAGGGAGUUUGCGAGGGAGAUGAGAGAACAGAACGAGAAGUAUGCGUUGGCGGCCGUAGUGGACACAAGCCAGGAUUGA